Molecule: messenger RNA, 1763 nt
Organism: Daucus carota subsp. sativus
Lineage: Eukaryota; Viridiplantae; Streptophyta; Magnoliopsida; Apiales; Apiaceae
Exons: 8
Coding region: 402-1763 (453 amino acids)
Source: RefSeq, a predicted model, not a curated record
ACUCUCCGUUCUUGUCACCGUGGCACGCCAUUUACCAAGAAUUUUUUGUAUUUUAAUCCAGUAAUUAAUCUAGCUAAUUAGUUGUGAUAAUCAUGUUAAUUAUUUUAUAUAUUUAAAUUGCAUUAUUUGUUCAUUCGGUUCUGGAUAGAUUACAAGCUUCACGUCUCAUGUUAUUUGCUGCACUAAAAAAAGUCACGGCACCAGUUACUCGUCGAUAUUAAUUUGCUUAAUCAGGAAAUUAAGCAAGUUAAAUUUCAAAUGCUUGAGCAAGCUGUCGCAAAAAUCGAUUCAUAUACGUAUUUAUCGUUCUAUAAGUAUAAAUAUACGUUCAUGCAUAGUGCAUCCUCAUACUGAUCAUAUUUUUCCUGUAAAUUUAUAGUUGAAGGGACAUAUAAUUCGAGAUGGGGAGAACUCCGUGCUGUGAGAAGGUGGGAUUGAAGAGAGGGAGAUGGACGGCUAGAGAAGACGAGAUCUUGACGGCCUACAUUCGGGCUAAUGGCGAAGGCUCCUGGAGAUCACUGCCCAAGAAGGCUGGACUGCUGAGAUGCGGAAAGAGUUGCAGGCUAAGAUGGAUCAACUAUUUGAGGCCGGAUGUGAAGAGAGGGCAGUUUUCUUCUGAUGAGGAAGAUGUCAUUAUUAAGCUGCAUGCAGCUCUGGGAAACAAGUGGUCUCUGAUUGCUGGUCACUUGGAUGGUAGAACAGACAACGAGAUAAAGAACUACUGGAAUUCUCACUUGAGCAGAAAAGCAAAGAGUCUCCCUGUUUUUCAUCAAAUCAAGCCUGUGGAAACUCGGGUUUUGAUGGAACAAUUACAAAAGCAGGGAAAGAAGGGAAGAAGCAAGGCCCCGAAGAUUCCACCCUCUGAGAAGAACUUGUUAGAGAUUCCGGAAGAUUGCAGCUUGAAAGUGCAAAUUGAGCCUCCAACACCCUUUAUGGAGGAGAGCUUAGGCGACAUUCUUAAAUGGACGCCUGAUAAUAUCAGUAACGAGUGCACAAGACUCCCGGACCAGCAAGGUUUAUGGAAUGAUAUUGAUCUCGGUAAAGAUAUAGCAGGUGGUACCUUUCUGGACUCUGGAUUUGGGAUGGAUUUUCUAGGUGAUCUGGAUUUUAAUGGAUCACUGGAGACUGCCCUGGCUACGGCGACAGGAAAUGAGCUGGUGCAAGCUAAUCAUAACCAAGAGACGAAUACUCCUUCUGUGACAAAUUCCGCUUCAUGCAUACACAAAGAAUCCGUAGAAAAUCCGGGUUGGGAUUAUCUUGACAGUGCCAUGCAAGGAGAUAAUUUGUUCUGGGACACUGAACAGGAGAGGCUGUUGAUUUCUGGACUUUUAGUUUCUAAGAUCACAAGUGUGGGAGCUUCUCACAUUUGGUAUCUGUUGUAUGAAAUGAAACCAGAUAUCUCUGAUUUGGCACCAGGCAUCGAGAUUUUCAGUGAAGGACUUGGGGACACGUAUCACAAAGAUAAUAAAGAGAAUCCUGCUCUAAAUGAUGAUAUAAAUGUUUUGUAUAAUGUUGCAGAUGAUGCGCAAAAUGAAUAUGGUGUGCAAAAGCUCUUUUUCUUCUUCAUAAUUUGCCCAAAUGGUUAUAGCGUCCAACCUUUCAAAAUCCAGGAAAGAAACAGAUAUGCUAUUUAUAUUGCAGUUUGUAAUCCUGAUUCUGUUAUAGGUCAAGACUUUGUUCCUAAUAAUGUGAUUGCAUCUGACUUGGGUAAAAACUAUGUGUUGCUGUCAACUUUAAAGCGUAUACACAAAACCAUGGAUUAA